CUGUGGUUGUAUAGACCAUCCCUCUCAAUAAUCACCUCACUCAAGUCGGUAUAUGCUCUGACUGAAAGCCACAGCAAGCGGCAAUGCUGAACCCUCAGGCACUGUUACCGCACUGCAUUCGACCUAUUUUUACGGGACGAACACAACAAUAAGCGGAUGCCACCGCGACGAAGAAAGCCACCUCGCGCAGGCGCUCUCACUGAACUGCCACCCCUAAGAAUCAUCCGCCUGAUCAUCCUCCUUCAACUGUGUUACUACGCGACAGCAUUCAUAUUAAUUCUAUUUACGACUCUUGUUCUCGGUCAAAAGUUCUCGUUGGCCUUGGUUUUCGACUGGAAGAGCGUCAGAGGCGACAACACGAUCGGCUGGACCAUCGGGUUUCUUUGGGUUGUCAAUGGCUUCAUAAUAGUAAUACCAGUUCUUCUGCUGCUGUCGCGCUCCAAACUCGUCCCGGACUUCGCUUUGACGAUCCAUUUCAUCCAUUUCAUCAUUACCUCUUUCUACACAAAGUCUAUACCCACGAAUCUUCUUUGGUGGGCAUUGGAAGCAGCCAGUGCCUCUCUCACUAUAAGUCUGGGCGUGUGGGCAUGUCGAUAUCGCGAGAUGCAGCCUAUCUCGUUUGGCACGGUCCCCGAGUCGAAGGCCGUGACGAGUAACUCAGCAGGGCCUGCGGACGAACAUGUUCGCGGUGGUCCCGGCCGCGGAAGAAAUCUAGACGCCGGACCGAGUUAUGAGAUGGUGACUGUGACUAAGGGUGAUGAGAAUGUAUAGAUUGGCACCGUCUCUUCCACCCGAUUUUGAAAUGUGAAGAAAAGAGGAUAUGGUUGCAGAUUGGCACCGAGCACUUUCUGCCUGACACGUGCAGAGGUAGCCUGUACACUAUCAAAAGGUGGUGGUCUACCCAUAAAAUCUUCACAUGGUGGGGUUUCACCGUGGCCAUUGGAUGGUAGGCUCUGGAAUGCCCGGCGCCCAUGCUCAUCUUUUCAUAAUGGCACUGUGUUGCACAUACUAAAUGACGUGCUUCGGAAAGGCCACAACAUGAGCUGCUGCAACGAUCACACUACCCAUGGCAAAGCUGGUUUGCUCGAGCCACACUACCAGGCCCUGGACAAGAUGCGUCAGCGACCAAGUCUCGCGGAGUUUCUGUUCGUUUAAUCUGCAUUGCAUGUUGUUCCCCGAGCAUGGAACAAAUCCCCACAGUCCCAGCUUCCAACUUGGCGAUCAGUCAAGCUCGAAAGCCUCAUUGUCCCGGCCACGAUGAAGAUGGGUGUUCAUCUCAGCAUUCUUUGCUACUAGGCAACGUGGCUUGAUCAAAUCAUCUCGUGGGCUGAACUUGGGCGCUUAAAUGGCCAUUCAAUCAGCACAUUGCGAUAGGAGAUCAGUGCGCAAUCACGAAGACGAACAGCCGCUUGGAGAUGAGGGAGGGUCAAUACUAGACGACUUUGCAGGCAAAUACCAGUUCGCGAUUUUCUUUUGGUACUGUACUGCGCUGAACCAACACAGCAAAUGAACUUCAAGACCCAGCUGAAGGCGGAUGGACGUCCAUUGCAGUGGCAUAUAACUACCUAUUUACUGGCACAUGGGAACAAUACUCUCAACUUGUAAUAAUCGUCAAAUAAACGAGCAGGGCACUGGCAAUCGUUUUCGUUCAGACUCCAAGGGAUCCUGCUGAUCUCAGCUUGUCCUGUCGCAUUCGGCAUAAGGCUGCGCAGCGCAGCCUGUCAAUUGACAACAAUAGCAUCAGGCGCUACAAUUUCGUAAACACUGUGAGUCCUCGACCGAGUAAAUGAGUGUGCUGUAACAUUAACAAAUUACACUGAUAUUUCCCCA
This is a messenger RNA of Exophiala dermatitidis NIH/UT8656, 1830 nucleotides long. RefSeq lists its product as uncharacterized. NCBI's taxonomy places the organism in Eukaryota, Fungi, Ascomycota, Eurotiomycetes, Chaetothyriales, Herpotrichiellaceae. The coding region runs from base 157 to 771 and encodes 204 amino acids. Gene Ontology annotation, cellular component: trans-Golgi network; Golgi membrane. Gene Ontology annotation, biological process: Golgi to endosome transport; protein localization to Golgi apparatus; Golgi to plasma membrane protein transport. The record is from RefSeq and is a predicted model, not a curated record. The transcript has 2 exons.